This is a messenger RNA of Mugil cephalus (flathead mullet), 3631 nucleotides long. RefSeq lists its product as uncharacterized. Gene Ontology annotation, cellular component: plasma membrane. Gene Ontology annotation, molecular function: cytokine activity; stem cell factor receptor binding. Lineage: Eukaryota; Metazoa; Chordata; Actinopteri; Mugiliformes; Mugilidae. Gene Ontology annotation, biological process: cell adhesion; positive regulation of cell population proliferation. The transcript is spliced from 7 exons. Bases 673 to 1446 code for a protein of 257 amino acids. The record is from RefSeq and is a predicted model, not a curated record.
AGGUAAACACGACACACACUGCACGCGCUUUUGACGGAAAGAUCAUCUCGGGAAUAAUUUUUCUCAUCUGCUCGUCUCUAUUUGCUCAAGCUAUCGUUUGUGACUGGUAUUGAUCCGGUAAUGGAGAUCAAUUAUAGAUAAUGGCUUUUACAGGGGUACACUACACGUGCAUCAUGAGUGUAUUAUGCAACUAAGCUUUUGCACAUCUACACCAGCAAUUCAGUAAUAACAGACGGGCAUUUUUUGGGCUCAAAACAUGCACAAAACGAUGGAAAAAUAAAAAAGUGGACUAUGAUAACUCAUUUUCUCAUUCCAAUUAUCCAAACAACAGCUUGGGGAAUAACCUUGACAUAUUCUAAGCGAAAUAUUCUCUCAGGGGAACAAGCGGCCGCUUUCUCCAGCAAAACUGAUACGUGGGAGUUUUUGUGGAAAAGUCUCAGACAGCGUCAGUGUGUGACAUAAUGACUCAGCCUGUAGGCGGCCUCUCCACCACGUCAAAAGACCUCAGCAGUCCGUCUGAAGUGAAAGCAGACCGCCUGGCCCAUCCUCAAGUUUCACGACACGCUUGGACGUUGCACUCGUGCAAACACACUCAGAGAUGAGCUCUGCCUUUGGACUGAAAACACUGAAUUUCAUGCACUGGAUUUGAGAUACCUUGGAUUUUUUCUCCAUAUGAGGAAGAAAAUAUUGAAAGCACCUUGUCUCCUCUUGAGUCUCUUAACAAGUUUGAAUCUCUGCUCUGGAAAGUUUGGGACGCCCAUAACUGAUGAUGUGAACAAGCUGUCAGUAUUGAAGCAGAACAUCCCGUCUGAUUAUGAGAUUCCUGUCAGUUACAUUCCCAAAGAAGUGGCCGGCACAUGCUGGGUGGUGUUAAAUAUCUAUCCAUUGGAGCAAAGUCUUCGCAAGCUCGCCAAUAUGUUUGGUGCCAUCUCCUCCAACAAGGAAAACAUAAUCGUCUUCAUUGCAAUGAUCAAGAGUUUACGCUUCACCUUUGACCAUGAGGAACUGGAAACGGCGAUGCAAGUCUUCCAGUGCCACUAUCGGGAGGGGAGCUUGCUGUCUGGUCUUUACUUCGACUACAUCAAAGACGUCUUACACGCCGCCGCUCAGGAAACGUCCAGCUUCUCCUGCAAGCCGCCGCCGUGCCUUAAUCCUCACCAUACACCGGAGAGUCAGGAGGAGAAUCGUGGAUACAGCUGGUCGACGAGAACGCCCUUGCUUUUGGUCUUCAUCCCCUUCACAGCUUGUGUGGUUCUCAUAGUGUGGCUGGUCAAGUCUGGAAGGCGUUUACCGAUGUGCAGCGCCGAAAAUAUCCAAAUGGCGUCUUCUGACAUGAUCCCAACCGUGUCUGUCUCCAUCCCACUUCAAACGCUCGCCCACGCCGCUGACGCUCAGCCAGCGGGGGAGGAGGAGGCGGCGGCGGCCGUGGAGCAUGAGAGCGGAUGAUUAUUAAAGAGGGAAACGUUGGACAGCAGUGCACCAACUCACUCUCCAGGUUGGCCUGAUAUUGGCGGGAGCCCGCUGGGUGCGCGGGCGUGGUCCGACACUCGUCCGCUUUCACUCCGCCGAGUGCACGGGGCGGAACCACAGCAAACUGAACAAGAGAAAACUCACCUGCUGGUGCGGCAGGUGAGUUAUCCCUGAAUUCCACGAUGGCUGGAUUCUCCGGCAAAAAGGCCGGCGACGCACAUGAGAGCAUCCCGUCUUAUCUUAGCUGGUUUAUUCUGAGAAUCUACAUCUCCUGUCACUCUGAGCUGGUGUCGCCUGGGGUGCUUCAGUUUGAAAUUGCUGCAACUUAACAUUUAACUGGAGCCUCAAGAUGAUAUCACACUGUGUGGAGGACUGUUUUUUUUUUUUUUUUAAUUAUUAUUUUUUUUUAUUCUGGGUUAAGACUGCUGCCUGUCAGUUACAGAGAUUGUCCUUUCACUGUUGUAGAGACACGCACAACAGUCAAAACACUGAAAUGCAUUAGCAGUCCAUGCAAAGAAGCUUAUUGUCCGCGGUGAAACAACUGGGAAAAAAAAAAAAUGUAGCUGCAUUAAAUCUAACGCAGCUUGUCUUGUCGUUAUUAUGAUCUGUCAAAAACCUCACAAACCUGCUAGUCAUAAACAACACGCCGAGGAGUUCAACAAGCGUCCUACUUUGUGUAUCAAAGAUCUGACCAGAUGGCAGAUAGCCAUCGCCCGAGGCGCUUUCAAUCCAGUCAUUGUAUUUGGAAGCUGUUGCCCGGUGAUCUAUAGCCGCUGCUCGGGCCACAGCGAGUGCGUUACAGUUUUUUAAUGCCUCAUUCACUGAGUCAAUCACGUUCAGUCAUGAGAACAUGACUCCCCGAGAGUGUGUUGCGCUCUUGUGCUGUGCAUGUGUCAGAGGCGGCGAGCGCGGCGGAGGCAGGCGAGCGAGGACGAGGGAAAGUGGAGGAGAUAGGGUGACGGACGGAUAGAUAGAUGGAUGGACGGAUGAGCUCAGUGAGGAGCAUAAGGAGGGCUUGUUCUCGUCACAAAAGAAGUGGCCGUAGGCUGGAGGAAAUGCCAGAUACAAACACGGCCGAUGUCGACAGAUCCCUAUGAAUCAACGGGCUAAGAAUCUUUCCAGACCGCAGGCCACGAAGCCUCAUCUAUAGAGGCUGGUUAGUAUUCCGAUAACAAUUUUCUGUAUUCUGAUGAUUUACUUCCAAAACACACCACUGACAUAUGAAUAUUAAAAUAUUACCCUGUUAUGGGCAAGGUCUUAAAAUUCCAGUGUCUUCUUAUGGACUGAUUUUGUGUGACUUUUAUUUUUUUCGUGAAUUUUCAAUGUGAUAUAUUUAAGUUAUUUUGUUACACUUUUUUUGAAAUUUUGUUUUUAACAGCUGCAAAGUGAUGCAAAUGAAAAACAGCCCCAUUCCGGUCUUGAAUGUACAGGGGCGAGACGAAACAUCGUGAACACACAGGCUAGUGUCUGGAGACGUUAACCAACGGAUGUAUAUGCCCACCCCCUCAUAUAGAUCUGCAAUUGUGUCUUGGGUUUAAAUUCUGAUCAGUUUCGCUUUGACCCUGCAAAGUAUCGUGUAUUGUGAUGAUUUGUGAGACUUUUCAGCCUUAUGUUUGUGAUCAUUUUUGUUGUUUUGAUAAUUGAAAUAUGACCGUGCUGUUUGUCAAAUGUUUUUUUUUUAUUGCAUUAUUUCGUCAUUCACUGCAAAUGACCUGUGAACAAAGUUUUUUUUUUUUUUUUUACUGUUGUAUGAGGUGUGGCUAUUAAAUAACUUAGCUUAUGUAAGUUAAACUAGUAUCAGUCUCAUUAUUUAUAUGUGCUGUAUAUUCUAAGUAAAGAAUAAGUAUAAAUGUGUUGCCUUCUUCGCUUAAUUUUAGUUCAAAGUUUUGAAUUUCUCUUCACAGUGGGAAGCUUCAUAAAAAUGUUUUUAAAGUCAAAUAUCGCAUGAUCAUCAUCAGUGAUCGAGCAGAUUUUAACAUGUCUGAUAUUAACGCGGGUGAAUCAAGGAUGAUGAGCCUUUUGGGAGGGUUGGAUACUCCCAUACUGCAACUGUUUUUUUCUUUUGUUUGUUUUUUUACAGGACCUUUGACUAUUACAUGAUUUUUGUACGACCUGCACUCUAGGUUUUUACAGAAAUAAAAUUGGUAUUUGUGCAAGAUGA